AUUUGCCACUUCUUGGUCACAUGACUGUACAUCCGCUCUGUGACUGUUGCUGUUUGGCAGCUAUGACAACGAACUUUGAAAUUUGGAUGAAUGGCUUCAACGAAGAAGAAGCUCUCCUUCUCUAAAGUGCAUCAAAGGUCUCUGAAAUGUACCGUAUACUUGGACAUUCAGAAAGUCACAUGUCCAGGAGUGCUCCUGUCUAAAAAGAACGAUAUCUACCUCAGCGUGUGUAUCAUGGGUCAGUACAGGAAGACUCCCUGUUUGCCACCUGUGUUCCCUUUACUCUUCCACCACAAAAUGGUAUUUGUCAAGACUUUCCCCGGCAUUGUUGACCCUGCUGAUGUAGCUGACCUCCUCGAAGCUGACACAACAUCUUUUGAGCUGAUUCAGUUGGUGCCUCCAGAGGGUGAGAUCCUAGCCACGAUGGAGGAAAGCAGCAGAGAUUUCCUGUACCCUGGUCCCAGACUGAGCUCCAGAGAAGGAGCUGCAGAGAGAGAGAUACUGUUGAGGAGAUCCUCCUCAUUUCCUGGAAUCUCCCCCAAAGUGGAGUUUGCCACGACAUCAGUCAUAGAAGUGAGUGAUGGGAGAGAAAGCUGGCCUGCCUCACCUACCCUGCACCCCCAGACUUGCUGUCUUUCUCCAGUGAGGCCAUCUUUAACCCCAUGCAGAGAGAGUUCAGCAAAAAAGUCUUCACGAUCUAGCAGGCAUUUUUCCAAAAUAGAUGAUGCGAACUGUGUCUCUUCGAAAGGUGGGAAGGAAAAGCUAAAUGUUGAAGCUAGAUUUACAAACUCUGCUCCGUCCUCAACAUCCAGACGCUCCCCUUCUUCAUCUCCAUCUGGCCACAGUCCCCAGAAAAACAGGAAGGAAAGAAAACGCGUUUCUCCCAGAGUUUCUGUCAACUCUGGCUACCAGCAGCCUACAGUUUCCUCAAGGACACGAGCCUUGUCCCCGUACACCAACCGCAAGAUGUGCCAACUUUCAGAGGACGCCCGGCAGAGGCUCAGCCAUCUCCAGCUGGGGCCUCACCACUUCAGGAAGGAGACUGAGAGCCAGCCACCCUUCUUGGUCUCUCUUUGCAGUAGUGUCUCUGGGUUGGGAACUCCUUCCUCCUCUCCACAGAAUGGUAGUAUGAAUCGAUACUCAGAUUCUUCUCUCCUGGGGAGUUACAGACCAAGAACAACCAGAAUGAAGUCAGGUUCUGUGAGGGUCCAGCCAUCUCCAGAGACACAGUCCAGACUUGAAGCCCAGACCAAAAGCCCUGCCUUAGCUCAGUCCACCCUGAACAUGUCAAACUCCAUAAGUCCUCUGAAUUCCCUCAGAGAAAGGUUCCAGACCAGUCAGCCCAGUCCAUCCUACUGGGAGCAGAUCCACAGCCGAGUCCAGCGGAUUCUGCAGACACACAAAACCACCUGGGACCACCAAGUGAUCUUUUGAACUUUUAAUUUACCAAUCUGCCCAAAAGGUGACCAAACAACCGAGUUUACAAUACAAAGACUAUUCACUGUUAAACCAGUCACUAAUAAUGCAUACUUUCAAUUCAAAGUUAAAAGCAGAUAUUGACUUUAACCUGCCAUAUGUCUGAAGGAGUGAAUUCACACACACACACACCUUUUUAACCUAACGAUUUUAUCAUUCAGUGAGUUGAACCAUCUCUCACACAUGUAUCUUCAUUUAUCUCCCUUUGAUGUUCAUUUAAAUUUCAAACCAUCCUAAGCGCCUGCUGAGCCGUGUUUGUCAUCGUUAGUCUUUGAAAAGGCAGGAAAUUUGCAGGGGUUACAUUCAAAAGCAUAGCAGCCCUGCUUCCCUCCCACCCAUCAGCUGGGCUUUUUUUUUUUUUUUUUUUUUUUUUUUAAACGCCCCGAUGGUGAAACCAAGCAGAGACGUCGUGAAAUUUCUCUAAAACUGUGUGUGAAAUUGGCAGGGUAUAAAGAAGUAACAUUUUGUGUGUGUAUGGGAAGGAGACACGGUAGACGUAAGCUGCAGCUGUUAAGGGCUCAUCUCUCGCAACACAAAGAAAAGCAGAGCCAGCAGCUACAAGAGACUGAAGAGAUUUGAGAGAGAAAGACAGAGAGAGAGAGAGAGAGAGAGAGAGAGAGAGAGAACAAAAGUAAUCCUGAAUGAAAGAGCAGGAGACAAAGGAAUUUAGCCUUAACGUAUAUUAAGACGGUCAUUCAGAUUAGUGUUACAUUGAAAUGUCUUGAACAUUGAAAAUGAAAACUGUAUGUAGCGUUUGUAUGUAUUCUUUAUAAUAAUAUAACACUUCAUCUGUGUGAUUUUAUUCAACCACAGAAGCUGAAUUACAUCUUUUAAUCAAUGCUAAUAAAAUGAAAUGCAGCUUUGAUGCAGUGGGUACACUAAAUGUGCAGCCAGGAGGUAUUCCUCUCUUUGACUCAGAUUGACCAUGUGUCCAUAUCUACUCACAGGCAGAGGAGAAAUGUCCCAUCUCUUAUUACAGACAGAAGUUAGAGUGCAAAAAAUGUUUUCUCGCAAAGUCUACACAAUAGGUGUAUCUCUUAACUUCUGACAGUCUGUAAAUGUGUUUUUCGCUGAAUCUUAACAGAGACAGUAAAAUAUGUCCGGGUAUACUACAUGUACUUCUGUUCACAACUGCUUCGAUGUCUUUAUUACUGGGGACAGCAUUUUCUUUUCUUUUUAAAUGUUCUGAAAUCAUGACAUAAUUUAACUUCCACAAGCCCAGUCUGCAUUUUCGGGUUAAGGUAGCUCAAUUUGAAAAUUCAUAUACAGACCCAUUAAAAAAAAAAAAGUGACAGUAUUACACUGCAAAUUAUGUUUAAAAUGAUUCAAUUAUAAAUUGAGUUUGCCUUUAAAUGUUAAUAUUAGCAGUAAUGAUACAUUUUCAAACAUUGUCAUGUACAGGACAUGUUACAGGACAAGCCAUAUUUUCAGAAUGUGAUGUUUAAUUAAACAUUGGUGCCAGUCAAAAUAAAAUAUUUUAAUGUUCAUUUGAUGCAUGAAAUCUUAGAAUGAUUACUGUGCAGCAAAAUGUUUGGAAAUUGUCCAUUUGAUUAAAAAUGUAUGUUUCAGUUGUAAA
Molecule: messenger RNA, 3052 nt
Organism: Siniperca chuatsi (mandarin fish)
Lineage: Eukaryota; Metazoa; Chordata; Actinopteri; Centrarchiformes; Sinipercidae
Gene: spata6
Product: spermatogenesis associated 6
Exons: 11
Coding region: 91-1434 (447 amino acids)
Biological process (GO): spermatogenesis
Molecular function (GO): myosin light chain binding
Source: RefSeq, a predicted model, not a curated record